Apis laboriosa (Himalayan honeybee) is the source of this 797-nucleotide messenger RNA. RefSeq lists its product as uncharacterized. NCBI's taxonomy places the organism in Eukaryota, Metazoa, Arthropoda, Insecta, Hymenoptera, Apidae. The record is from RefSeq and is a predicted model, not a curated record. Bases 327 to 680 code for a protein of 117 amino acids. The transcript has 3 exons.
AAAUCAACGAUUUUUUAACUAGUCUUAUUAAAAAUCAAGAUAGUUCUGAUAAUACAGAAAAUCAGCUAGUGUCGGAAAGCGAUUCGGAUUUUGAAGACGAGAUUCAAGUUAACCCUAAGAAAUCUAAACUAACGGAUUAAAAAUUAAUACAAAUAUUUCAUAAUUACAAAAUUUGUAUAGUAUUUAAAUAUUACAUUUUAACAUUAAAAGUUCUAUAUUUUAGUAUUAUUAUGUAUUUGUGUAUUUAUAAAUAAGAAUUUGUGAUGGUUAGAAACAAUAAAUCGAAAAUAAGUGAAGAAAGUAUCGUUAAUAACAAAAAAUAGAACAUGUCUACCAUGCUCUCAAAUGAAGCUCAACUGCGCUAUGUAAUAGAAUGGUUUCAAGAAUGGUCUGAAAUGCAAAGAAAUGAUUUUUUGGAUAUACUUUUGGAACAAUGUGGACCUUCAGGUCUUGUUAAUGGAUUAGUAUCUAAAAUGGAAAGUUUAGGACAUACAAAUGAGUCUGAUAGACCACCAAGUCUAUUUCAAUGUCGUGUAAAAUUAUUUCGAGAAUGGAGUCAUAAUUGGUCUCAACAAGAAAAAGAUUAUUUACUUUUAUCAAUAAAAAAUACUGAUGCUGUAUUUGCAGAAAAAUACGAUGAAAAAUUAUCAACAUUGGUAUGUGAAGAAGAAAAAUCAUAAACAAAUAUCCAAAAAUAUAUAAUAUUCUUUAUUAUUGUGGAAUUAAUUUUUAAAAACUUCUAUAAACUUCUAUUUUUAGGAAUAAGAAAAUGUUCAAUAAAAAAAAUGUGUAAUUAA